Lottia gigantea (owl limpet) is the source of this 1221-nucleotide messenger RNA. RefSeq lists its product as hypothetical. The coding region runs from base 106 to 1113 and encodes 335 amino acids. The record is from RefSeq and is a predicted model, not a curated record. Gene Ontology annotation, molecular function: AMP transmembrane transporter activity; ATP transmembrane transporter activity; ADP transmembrane transporter activity. NCBI's taxonomy places the organism in Eukaryota, Metazoa, Mollusca, Gastropoda, Lottiidae. The transcript is spliced from 8 exons. Gene Ontology annotation, cellular component: peroxisomal membrane.
CUCGACUGGGCAGAUUCUGUUAUGUUUUAAUUUACCAAAUGAUUAGGUUGAAAUACCAACAGGUUGUAGAACGACAGCCGGAUUUAAUGUCGUAAAACGUGAAGAAUGACUGAUCAAGGACAUCCUGCUUCAUUGCAUUUGAUAACUGGGUCAAAACACAUGCCAUACAUUGUGAAAUGUUUGAGUGAAAAUUUGAAAAGAAAUCCUACCAUAAUCAAAUCCAUCAAGAUGGCAGAUUGGGGAGGAUUGUCCAAUCUGUUGUCUUAUUCUAACUUAGUCCAUGCUAUUUCCGGAGCUGCUGGAAGUGUUGUUGCUAUGACAGUAUUUUUUCCAUUAGACACUGCUAGAACCAGAUUACAAAGUGAGAUGGCUUUAUAUCGUGGAUUAUUUCCAGUUGUCUCAGCUUUAUGUUGUUCAAAUUUUGUGUAUUUUUAUAUGUUUAAUGGUUUAAAAUCAGUGAUGGCAACCCCUAAUGGUGAAAUUAAUUCUAUCAAAGAUUUAUCUUUAGGUUUUAUAGCAGGUGUAAUCAAUGUAUUGGUAACCACACCACUAUGGGUAGUUAAUACUAGACUGAAGUUACAGGGUGUUAAAUUUCAUACUAAACAUUAUACUGAAAAUGAUCAUAAAAAAAUGAAAUAUAAUGGCAUUAUAGAUUGUUUAAGAAAGAUUAUAAAUUAUGAAGGUAUUUCUACAUUGUGGAAUGGUACUAUGCCAUCCAUAAUCUUAGCGUCCAACCCAGCAAUACAAUUCAUGGUUUAUGAUGCCAUUAAAAUAUAUUUUCAAAGACUUUUCAAAACAGCUGAAUUAAGUGGCUUUUUAUAUUUUUUGAUUGGUGCGAUAGCUAAAACAAUAGCUACUGUUAUAACAUAUCCUAUACAAGUUAUACAGUCUAGAUUACGGGCUGGCUAUUCUAAAGAAGAAAAAUCACACAGUAUUUUACAUCAUCUCCUAUAUUUAAUCAAAAAGAAUGGGGUACAAUCACUUUAUAAAGGAAUGGAAGCUAAGUUAUUACAGACUGUUUUAACAGCAGCUCUUAUGUUUUUAACCUACGAAAAAAUAGCAGCAUUUAUAUUCAGAUUUAUGGGAAUGAAACCAGUGAUUUCAAAGAGAUAAUCAAUACAUAUAGUGCUGUGUUUUAAAUAGUGUUCAAUCUUCCAAAUUUUAAAUGACAAGUGUUCAUUAUGUUAUUAUUAUCAAUGGAAAUAAAAAACUUUUCAAAUU